Schistosoma curassoni is the source of this 1195-nucleotide messenger RNA. NCBI's taxonomy places the organism in Eukaryota, Metazoa, Platyhelminthes, Trematoda, Strigeidida, Schistosomatidae. The record is from the annotation of a GenBank genome assembly.
GUUAUUUUCAAUGAAUCAUAUUUAAAUUUGCAAAAUAUAAUAGAUGAAUGAAGGGAUGUUUAUUAUUGUCAUAAGCUUCUGAUGCUUAAUGAAGUUAAAAUGGUAUUGAUUUAUCAAAUUAGAGACGAAGUUCUAAGGAUUAUCAAUAGAAUUCAUUUAUCUAAGUUUCAGAUGUAUUACUUACUUACUUACUUACGCCUGUUACUCCUAAUGGAGCAUAGACCGCCGACCAGCAUUCUCCAACUCACUCUGUCCUGGGCCUUCUUUUCUAAUUCCAUCCAAUUCUUGUUCAUUCUUAUCAUGUCUAUCUCCAUUUCCCGGCGUAAUGUGUUCUUUGGUCUUCCUCUUUUCCUUUGGCCUUGAGGAUUCCAUGUAAGGGCUUGUCUUGUGACGCAGUUGGGUGCUUUCCUCAAUGUGUGUCCUAUCCACUUCCAGCGCUUCUUUCUGAUUUCUUCCUCCGCUGGGAUCUGGUUUGUUCUCUCCCACAGUAGGUUGUUGCUAAUAGUGUCCGGCCAACGGAUCCGACGUGUUUUUCGUAGACAAAUGUUAUUAAACACUUGUAUGUUCUGGAUGAUGGCUUUCGUAGUUCUCCAGGUUUCUGCCUCAUACAGUAAAACUGUCUCGACACUUGUAUUGAAAAUCCUGACCUUGGUGCUGAUUGACAGUUGCUUUGAGUUCCCGAUGUUCCUCAGUUGUAAAUAUGCUGCUCUUGCUUUGCCGAUCCGCGCCUUCACAUCUGCAUCAGAUCCACCGUGUUCAUCAAUGAUGCUGCCCAAAUACGUAAAGGCUUUUACAGCUUCCAAAUCUUCUCCAUCAAUUGUGAUUGGAUUGGUGCAUGCUGUGUUGUAUCGGAGAAUCUUGCUUUUCCCUUUGUGUAUAUUGAGACCUACUGCUGUUGAGGCUAUUGCUACACUGGUCUUUUUCUCCUGCAUUUGUUGUUGCGUUUGGGAUAGAAGGGCCAGAUCAUCUGUGAAGUCUAGAUCGUCCAGCUGCAUACUAGAUGUCCACUGUAUCCCGUGCUUCUCAUCAGAUGUUGAUGUCUUCAUGAUCCAGUCGAUCACCAGGAGAAAGAGAAAGGUUGAGAGUAAGUAAACUUGCCUGACACCAGGCUUUUCUUCGAACAAGUUUGUCAACUUCAGAGGUAAUAGUUGAAUACUAUUAGUUAUGCUAGAUCUUGUGUAUUAAAUCAGUUUUC